This is a messenger RNA of Colletotrichum orchidophilum, 1044 nucleotides long. RefSeq names its product pheromone receptor. Gene Ontology annotation, molecular function: mating-type factor pheromone receptor activity. The record is from RefSeq and is a predicted model, not a curated record. The coding region runs from base 1 to 1044 and encodes 347 amino acids. The transcript has 3 exons. Lineage: Eukaryota; Fungi; Ascomycota; Sordariomycetes; Glomerellales; Glomerellaceae. Gene Ontology annotation, cellular component: membrane. Gene Ontology annotation, biological process: G protein-coupled receptor signaling pathway.
AUGUCACCGAUCCCAAACAUACUAUCAACGCGCAGCACACUCGCAAUACCCUACCCGCCAACAGCGCCCUACACCACCCCAUCUCUGACGGCCAACCUCAUCUGCCGGGUAGUCCUUGGCAUCCUCUCCAACAUCGGCUGUCUCGUGCCCCUCAAAAACCUCUACCGCCACGGCGAGUUCGCCCCAGCCGUCUUCGUCGGCACAGUCAUACUCAUGAACUUCUCUACCGCCAUCAAUGCCCUCGUCUGGCGCAAUGACAAUGUGUACGAGUGGCUCCAGGGACAGAUCUGGUGCGACAUCCACGCCUACGUCUACCAGCCCCUGAUCCCCCUCUACUCGACCUCGUGCCUCGCUAUCACGCGGAAUCUGGCGCAGCAGAUGGGGUUGUCCCGGGCCACGCCUUUAUCUACCCAGGAGAAACGCAGGAAGAUGCUCAGGUAUUCCAUCGCUACGCUGAGCGGCUGUAUAUGGAGCGGUCAUGGCGACUGGGUCGUCUUUGUCUUCUUUCUGCUUCCAAAUCCCAUUCUGGCUCUUGCGGCGGGCUUCUACGCGGUCCUCACUUGGAAGCGCUACACACGUAUCGAGCUGCUCACCCGGUCAACACUCAUGUCAAACAGCUCCGCCGCCGCAAGAGCAAGCCGGACGAGAUGGCGAAUCUUCUCCGUGAUGAUCUGCGUCCUCGUCCUUUACAUUCCCCUAUACUGCUACCAAAUCAUAAUCCAACUGAGGACCACCUUCAUGUUCCAGACCUUUGACUUUGACAACAUUCGAAAGAAGAAUGACCCCCUGCCGUGGGAUACGGUCCUUCUAUACCCCCACAGCGGCCUUAGUUUCUUUCAGCUCAACCACCAAUAUCUAGUCAUCGCGUCGGCGGUACCCAUCUUUUUCUUCUCCGGUAUGACGGAGGACAUCAUGAGGACCUAUCGCAGUAUAUUGCUGAAGCUGGGCUGCGGUGGAAUCUUCCGCGGACUCCGGAAAGAUGCUGGUGCUUCAGGGGUAAGACCAAAGGGUCUGCAAGGAGAGUCGGUCGUUCAAAGAGUGUGA